GCUUGACCGAACUACGAUGGUGGCUGAACAAUCUCAGCCAAUGGAACGGACGCUCUCUCCUACCCCAGACUCCCACGCAUUGUAUCUUCGUCGACGCAAGCGACAAAGGAUGGGGCGGGGUGUUUCAAAAUCAAGUCGUUCAAGGCUUGUGGACCGCCGAGGAAAAAGAACAAUCCAUAAACUGGCGAGAGUUAAAAGCCAUAGAACUCACCCUCCUAGCAUUUCCUCGCCUGCAUGGCACCUCCGUGUUGAUCCGCACGGACAAUACCACAGCCAAGACUUAUAUCAACCGACAAGGCGGAACUCGCUCAGUAGCUCUGAGCCAACUGGCAACGUCAAUUUGGAACAGUUGCAUCCAGAGAAAUCUACAAAUACAAGCACAGCACAUUCCGGGGAUAGCCAACACACAGGCGGAUCUAGCGUCUCGCUGCUUCUACCUGAAAAACCUCUGGAAGUUGACACCACCAACAUUUACUCACCUUCAGAAACUAUGGGGACCUCACGACGUGGAUCUUUUCGCCGAUCGGACAACAUUUCAAGUUCCUCACUAUGUGAGUUGGAAGUUGGAUCCUCAGGCGAUAGCCACAGAUGCUCUCUCAAUUCCGUGGCAUCCCUUCCAGAAUUCUUAUAUGAAUCCGCCCUGGAAUCUGAUCAUGCCAACACUUCAGAAGAUCAAGUUGGAAUGUCUCCCUCAAGCCACCCUGGUAGUCCCUCACUGGCCAUCGGCCAUUUGGUUUCCACUACUGAUGUCCAUGGCACUGGAACCGCCAGUUCUCCUGGAUCCGAAAACACAGACCAUGCUAGGGGUUCCUUCCGCUCUCUACCCGUGGACAAAUCCGAACUGGAAGCUCUCCGUUUGGAGACUAUCCGGAAGCGUUUUGAAGGACAAGGGUACUCCGAAUCCACCAUUCGCUCUUUAAUACAAUCGGUGCUUCUUGGCUCUGGACAUCGCUCCCCAUAUCGUCAUGGCCAGUACCUCUUCCUACAAUGGUCCUUGCGGAAAGCGGUUGAUCCUAACACAUUCACCACUUCUGACCUAAUGAAUUUCCUUACGGACGCUCUUGCUGCUGGAUACAGUCUCAGUACAGUACAGACUUUCCGCUCGGCCAUCUAUCUCCUCCACAAGGAGCCAGCUCAAGUUCGGAAUUCUACUAACUUGAAAGCUUUGAUCAAGCAUUCAAAACGCACUGCGCCGCCUCAACAGGUGCUCAAGUCACGAGUAGAUGUUACCCCUACGUUGCGUUUUCUAGCCCAAAUACCGUCAGACUCCACAGCUCCUCUGGCUGACUUAAACAAGAAAGCUGCCUUCCUUCUAGCUAUGGCAGCCUUUUUACGCCCGUCUGACCUGGAGCGCAUUAGCCUAUACCAUUGCUCUGUUUCCAGUCGGGGCGACUUGACAAUCAAAAUCAUAGCGCCCAAGGAACUCCGUGCUGGCCGACGAAUUGUCAAGACACUGACCAUUCGUCCGAAUGAUCACUUCACAGAACUAUGUCCUGUCCGAGCAUUUUUAGCCUUGAAGGCUCAUCCGCUGGCCACCAAACGUUCUGGUAAUAAGCUGUUGGUCAACUCCCAGAACCCAGCUAAGCUUCUGAAGACGACAACCAUUUCCACCUGGCUACGCAAUCUGAUGCAGCUGUCCACCACUCAAAAGCCUGUUCCUUCGGUACGUUCGGUGGCAACAGACUUGGCUUUGGCUCGUGGAGCACCUUUGACGGAUGUCGUCACCAUGGGUAAUUGGUCAUCUGCGGAAGUCUUUAACAACCACUACCGCCGACAACGGCUUCAACGCCAGAACAUAACCAAUUUCGUUUUACGAAUUUAGUUGUUAUAAUUAUUAUUCAUCUUUCUUCUCGUUGUUCUUCUCUUCUUCUUCUUCUUCUUCUUCUUUCUUCUUUCUUCUUUGCUACUACGCUGAAGUAGCAUCUCUAGGCUCAUGUUCGUUCAGUCCUCCGGACUGAACUAGUAA
Molecule: messenger RNA, 1966 nt
Organism: Umbelopsis ramanniana AG
Lineage: Eukaryota; Fungi; Mucoromycota; Umbelopsidomycetes; Umbelopsidales; Umbelopsidaceae
Exons: 2
Coding region: 17-1822 (601 amino acids)
Biological process (GO): DNA integration; DNA recombination
Molecular function (GO): DNA binding
Source: RefSeq, a predicted model, not a curated record